AUGGCACAAGCCAGUACCACUGCUCUUGUUGUGAUUGCCGUUCUCUUUGUCUUUCCAAGCAUGAUUUUGGCAAAACAAUAUGUCGUUGGCGACGAUCUAGGGUGGGAUGGUACUGCCGAUUACCAAGCUUGGGCUGACGGCAAAAGUUUCCAAGAAGCUGGUAACCACGAUGUUGCUCAAGCAGCAAGCGCUGAGGAUUUUGAUAACUGUGCUUCAUCUCCAGACAUGGGUACAUACAAUAGUGGCAAUGAUGCGUUAGCCUUGAACGUGGCCGGAACCUACUAUUUCUUAUAUGACUAUCACUGCGAUGUUGCUCAGCAAAAGUUUAUGGUCACUGUGAGCUAG
Molecule: messenger RNA, 345 nt
Organism: Fragaria vesca subsp. vesca
Lineage: Eukaryota; Viridiplantae; Streptophyta; Magnoliopsida; Rosales; Rosaceae
Exons: 2
Coding region: 1-345 (114 amino acids)
Cellular component (GO): plasma membrane
Molecular function (GO): electron transfer activity
Source: RefSeq, a predicted model, not a curated record